ACCCAGACAGCUUCAGCGAGGGCCAGUUCACCAUCACAGAUAUGUCAGGAACAGAGGUGGAUGGAGAUAUCUUUGAUGAGGUUGUCAAGUCGGGUGUCCUGACCUUCAAGGUCCCUUUACCAGUAAUGGAUCUGGAUGUUGAGCUGGUUGCAGAUCAAGCAUCCUCCUCUGUAUUGACAUCGCUGUCCCCAACUUCAUCCCAUUCAUCCUUGGUAGUGGCACAGACUGCACUAUCCCCAGCUUUAUCCCAUUCAUCUGAUUCCACCGUUAUUCUGGAGUCCACAAGAAAAAGGAGGAACCCAACAGGGUUAAUGGACCAGAAUGAAGCAAAACAGAUGGUUGAGGGUGUUCUGAGGGCCAAUCCAAAGGGUGAAGAAGUCUUUAAUGAGUAUGAUAAGACUAAAACACUAACUGAUGCAACCCGUAAACAAAUGGUGAACAUCCUGGUUGCAGAUAUGAUAGAGCUACAUGGGAGGGUUCCACCGUCAAGUGUAAGGACCAAUUAUGCACUGGGAAUUGUGACUCUUUUUCCAUACCUCCGUGAUCCAUUCUCCAAACUUGGAUAUGAUGGGACAGUGAUAUGUCUUCAAUCCUUUUGCUGCUGCAUCUACUCCCUCCAACUUCAAGGGGCCAGAAAAAAACUGCCAAGAUCAGUUCAGCUCAAGCAACCAGCCAUCUUGUUAGAUAUCUUAAGGAAGGAGCCAGUAUUCCUACCUUCCUUGAGAGUGUCGACGCAAACAACCGUUCCUCCUUUGCAUCGGUGAGCAAAAGAAGAAUAUCCAAAGGUUCUACCUUAUUAUCGACCGAAAACCACUCCCGUGCAAGGCACACACAUCAGUGGCAGCUUUAGACAUUACAUUUG
Molecule: messenger RNA, 862 nt
Organism: Gasterosteus aculeatus aculeatus (three-spined stickleback)
Lineage: Eukaryota; Metazoa; Chordata; Actinopteri; Perciformes; Gasterosteidae
Source: RefSeq, a predicted model, not a curated record